Cheilinus undulatus (humphead wrasse) is the source of this 4748-nucleotide messenger RNA. RefSeq lists its product as uncharacterized. Gene Ontology annotation, cellular component: shelterin complex. NCBI's taxonomy places the organism in Eukaryota, Metazoa, Chordata, Actinopteri, Labriformes, Labridae. The transcript has 24 exons. The coding region runs from base 230 to 4018 and encodes 1262 amino acids. Gene Ontology annotation, molecular function: telomeric repeat DNA binding. The record is from RefSeq and is a predicted model, not a curated record. Gene Ontology annotation, biological process: telomere capping; regulation of telomere maintenance via telomere lengthening.
CAGAAACCUUUGUUCUGCCUCUCCUUCUGAAAACCGAAAACGGAAUCUAGACCCGUCCAAUGCCUCCCAACGAAUAGCGACCACGACUAACGAAUCCGCGAUCUUUGAGGAUGCUUUAUUGAUUAGAAAUUAGCAGAAUUCAUUCAUUAGGGGCUUCGUUUUUGUACAACACCGAUCGCUACAAGCCAACGGGGACAUCUGGACUGGUUUCUCUCCCGUAAGCUGCUAAAUGGAAAUAAAACACGGAAAUGAAAGUGGAAGCAGUCGAGGUAAUGAUCCCCCAGUCCAGUACCUACGCCUCUUGGCCCCGCCCCUGCAGCUCUUAUCCGCUGCAGUGUGGCAGGUCGUGCAGCAGGGACUCGUGGACCACUAUGGGAUGCUGGAGGAGUUUGUAACCAUGGUGACCGAGCUGGUCCCAGAGCUGAUGAGCUACAGUCAGAGGGCUCAGCUCAUCCUGGGACUCAGAGCCAGGCUAGUUCUGGAGAUGUGUCGGGGUGAGCACCCAGCUGACAUGCAGACCAUCCAGCCUCAUCUGGACAGAAUUAAAGCUCCGGUCAGCACCGCCAAGGAUCACCAUGUAACCAUCAACCAGGUGGAGGAGUCUGAGGUGAACUUUGUAGAGUUGGUUCAUUCAUUGCUGGAGGAUCCCUCUGAAAGAAAUUAUUUCUUUGAGGAAAUCUUCCCUGUGUAUUUUGGCCCCAAGUAUGAUGCAGCACUUGAGAUGUUGGUGUGGGAGUUCAUAUCGCGACUGGAGGAGCUGCUGCCGGUUCCAGACUUCACCCAGAUGGCAGCUUUUCUCAGAGACUCUCCAUCUUUCCUCGACGACUGUUUACAAACCUCUUACACGCCAGAAGACAUGAAGGCGGUCCUCGAACACCACAGAAACCUUGGGCAUUUUAAAGAUAAAGUUCCCCGAUUAUUACCUAUGGAUGACUGCAUCCUCUCCUCCCUGUCUCUGCCUCCGGGCUCCAAACCUCCCACAGACAUCGGCUCCUGCUCACCUGCGUUCAAAGACGCAAACCCUCCAGAACACCAGGAGCAUCUGACAAGGCAACAACUGAAGGAGACGAGAGCCCCCGAUUCUCAGGAGAGGGACUCACGAACAUGUGAUGAAACUAUCGACCUCACUACGUCCAAUGAGACUGUCGACUCAGACUCAGCAGCCAGUGACAACAGCCACAGCUUGAGAGGAGGGCGGGUUCUCAGGAAGAGGAAAGCAAGUGGGGGUGUGGACAUUCCCAGCAAACAGCCAGUGGAUGCCGCAGCUUUUCUAAAUCCAUCCUUGGAAGAUGAGAAUUCAGGUGAAUCUCCUCUAAUCUCCAUAUGGGGAGAUUAUACAGACUCUCAGGAAGGCUCUCUCCCAGUCUUAACCGACUCAAAAGUUCCCUGGUCGGACGAGGAGACUCUCCACCUGCUCGACAUCUGGGGCAAAGACUCUAUACAGCGAGCUUUGAAGGGCUGCUUGAAAAACCGUCACAUCUUCACACAGAUCGCACAAAAGAUGGCCGAGAGAGGCUACAUGAGAUCAGUGGAGCAGUGUCAGACCAGGAUCAAACGGCUGAAGAAAUGCUUCAGACAGAACAAUAAGGGAAGCUCCAGGCUGGAGUUUAAGUUUUAUGAGCAGCUGCAGAGAAUACUAGACUCGACGGCUCCCUCAGCUGUUCCUGAGGUGACCUACGAUGUUGAAGAGGUCUAUGAUGAAGAGCGAUCCCUAGAUGGAAACGAUGACUUGCAGUAUGUCAGCCAGACAAGCCGACUGGAAAUUGGGACCAGAAGUGUUCCAUGGACGGACUUGGAGACGUUGACCCUCAUCAACACAUGGAGUGAAGAUAGGAUGCAGAAGCAGCUAAGAGGAAUCCACAGAACUGGUCACAUUUUCUCUGUCAUCUCCAACAAGAUGGCCGCCCAGGGCUUUUCCCGGACACCAGACCAGUGCCAAACCCGGAUGAAGAGGCUGAGAUCGAGUUUCAGGCAGUGCUACCAAAACAACAUUAGUGGACAGGAGCCGGUUUUGUGCAAGUUUUAUAACGAGCUGGGGAGUGUUCUGGUGAAGGAUUUCCAGUCGGUGCUGCAGAUGGAGGAAAUGCCUUCAGAAGAACCUGAAGAUAACGACACCCCCUCCUUUUCAGAGCCAGAUACAGAGUCUGCUGUUGGCGGUCAGGAAGACAGAAAGAAAGUCCCGUGGUCGGACAAGGAGACCAUCAUCCUUCUGGAGCUAUGGGGAGACCAACAGGUCCAGCAGAGCAUAAGGCGCUACCCACACAAUGGUCAUCUUUUCACCGAAAUAUCAGAGAAACUUAAUGCUAAUGGCUACUCCCGCACUCCAGAACAGUGCCACACCAGGAUCAAACGUCUGAAAUCAAACUACCGGCAGUGUCGGGAAAAUAUGAGCUCAUCUGGGCCUGACAGAGUGGACUUCAAAUUCUAUGACCUGCUGGAACAAAUCCUGGAAAAGCAGCCGUCAACAUCUUCCAUGAUGUUAACAGAUUCCAUUGAAAUAUCGGAGGACUCUAACAGUGAAGUGGCUGAAGCAGAUGGAGACAUCAACAUGUCCACAGAGAAACCAGCAACAGGCUCGUGGUCGGACGACGAGACCCUGACACUGAUCGAGAUCUGGGGCGUUCAGGACGUUCAGAGGGCGCUCAGGGGUUUUGUCCACAACGGGCACGUUUACGCUGAGAUUUCUGAGAGGAUGCAGGAGCUCGGCUACUUUAAAACACCGGAGCAGUGCCGCUGGAAAGUCAAGUCACUGAGGAACAACUUCAGACAGUGCUAUGACAGGAAGAAAUGUGGAAAAAAAGUGGAUUAUAGAUUCUACAACCAAAUGGAGCAAAUACUCGGACAGGAGGCAGUUUCUAUGGAUGAGUAUGAUGAAAGAGAUGAACAACCAGACCUGGAUCCAGAGUCCAGUGCAGAUGGUGUGAACACAGCAUGGACGGAGCAGGAGACCUGCGCUCUGGUGGAGGUGUGGGCUGCAGAUGACGUGCAGUAUAGCCUGAAAGCCUGUGUACGAAACGGGCACAUAUUUGCUGAUAUAGCUGACAGAUUGACCUCCAUGGGGUACCCGAGGAAUGCAGAGCAGUGUCAGUCUAGAAUCAAACGGUUAAAAAAGGCUUACAGGAGAUUCUGCAACAGCCGGAGAAGUGGACGUCCAUCUGCAUUUCGAUACUUCCACCUUCUUGCUCCCGUGCUCGGAGAUAGAUCCAUGUUUAAUGAUCAGGACUUGACCCCUGCUGACUCAAUCUUGCCACCCAUCAUGGACAUGGAUCCAGAUAUAUACGAUCAGCCGUCAAGCAGCCAACUCCUGACAGACCUGAGCAAAAAGACACCAUGGUCGGAAAAGGAGACUCGCACCCUGCUGGAGAUCUGGGGCGAUGACGGCGUCCAGAUCACCCUGAGGGGCAGCCAGAAGAACCGUCACGUGUUUGAGUACAUCUCUGAGAAGAUGAGCGACCAAGGAUUUAUACGCACGUCUGAGCAGUGUUACACCCGCAUCAAACGCCUUAAACAUGGCUUCCUGCAUGAAAGGGAGGAGUUUAAAUUCUUCCCAGAGAUGGAUAAAAUCUUCAGAAAGGAGCCAGAGGUGGAUGAACCACUCGCUGAAACGUCAGUCCCAGAUGAUAUGGAGGACUAUGAAGCAGUUUCUAGUCAAAAGAAAGGUACUCAGUGGACACCUGAAAGUUCCAAGCUGGUCUGGGGAGACGGAGAGACCGAGGCCCUCCUGGACAUCUGGGGGAGCGAAGAGAUCCAGGAGGGCCUGAAGAGCUGCACCAAGAACAAACACAUCUUCAUCCAGAUUUCUGAGGUGAUGAACAGCCAGGGCUACAUGCGCACUCCAGAGCAGUGCCAGACCAGGAUUAAAAGACUGAGGGCAAACUUCAGACAGUUCCUCGAAGGCAGAAAAGGAGACAAACAGGAGUGCAAGUACUUCGACCAGUUAGUGCGGGUAUUUGGAAGCAAAUAUGUCAUAAACAACGACCCGCUGGCUGACGACAUGACUGAUGUUUUAGAGACCUGAAGCUGUCCUUCACUGCUGAGUGAAAUCAAGAGGAAGCAGUAGCAGUGGAUUACCAGAGAAGUGUCCAGAGGAAAAGUGAAAUAAAGGGAUGCUCAUGUAGAAAUUAUUACAUUAAAGGCUGUUGUUGUUUGCAGAUGAGGGCCUGCUCAUUCUUGCUCCAGUCUUUGCCUCUGUAUGAUUUAUACUUCUACUUUCUUUAUAGACAUGAGCUAGCUACAGUUUUUUUAUGUUCAUGAGCUAGCUACAGUGUUUUUAUGUUCAUGUGAGUCUUUAUUCCCUCCACCAGAGUGUCUUUGUAAUUAAAACAAGAGCCAUGACAUUAAACCAGGAAGCUCAGGGCUUGAGGGAUUAUAUUGAUUUAAAAAAGGGGUCAUGUGAAAUGUUGUUCUCCUCCAGAAAAACAAUGUUUGUACUUGUAUUCAGCCAUUUUUUACUUAAAGUGAGGAGCACAAGUGAAAAGAAACGUGCAAUGUCUGAUGUAAUUUUGCUUUUCGUCUUAAUUUAUGCCUCACUUGUGAAUUCUUUUGUUUGAUUUGAAAGGUUGAAUUUUAUUGUGCUCUGUAAGAGUUUCUUUUCCACGUUUAUUUAUUUAAAUUAUAAUUUGUUACAUGUAUUAAAAUGUUGCAGAUAAUUUGGAAUAUGUUACAUUUCAAACUUUAUUAAAGCACAUUUUUUGUACAAAAGUGCCAAGGCUUCAUAAAGGCAAAGUCAAAUGUUGAAUCAAGGGUGA